Erythranthe guttata (spotted monkey flower) is the source of this 2381-nucleotide messenger RNA. The record is from RefSeq and is a predicted model, not a curated record. Lineage: Eukaryota; Viridiplantae; Streptophyta; Magnoliopsida; Lamiales; Phrymaceae.
ACAUAUACUCUCUUCCAGAACCACCGAACAUGAGAAGGAAACGCGGCGGCGCCGGCGGUGGUGGUGGCGACGGAGCAAACCGGUCGAGUUUCGAUCGAGAGCUCCGCCGCGAUAUCCUCGAAGACUGGAAGAGCUACGAAACAGUCGAGCAAUUGGUGGAGCACCUCCGCUCCAAAUACCCCCACUACGCCCGUCAGAAGCGGCAGCCCUUCACCAAACGCGUGGACCCGAUUUUCCAGUCCAUAAGCCGGAGAAACGACGCCGUCUAUGAUUCCAACGGCGACGGAGAUACUCCAGUUAAAAAGAAACGGAGGAAAACGGACGACGAGAGGGAAGAGAAACUACAGCGUAUUGAGGCUCAGCACUUGAGGAGCCGGAGCAGAGGCGGCGAUGCUUCGAACAACAACAGCAGCAGCGGCGGCGGCGGCUCGUCUUCAUCUGUGGACUCCGCUGGCUCCUCCGAUGAAGAGGUGUCCACGUCAUCAGCAGAUGCCAUAUUUGGGGAGAAGUUUGAGCCGGAAUUCGACGUGCUGAAGUCGAUGAUGAGGGAGAAUUUGCGUAAGAAAACGAAGAAAUUGGGGGUGAAGAAUGUGACAGAGGUUAAGGAAGAUUUAGAAUUGGAGAUUGUGGAUAACAAGGGUGUGAAGAAUGUGAACUUAGUGAAUGAGGAAGGUAAAUCGGGCAAUACUCCGAGGAAAAUUAGUAAGAAAAAUAGCAAUGGUGAGAUUAGCAAUGAGAUUAAAGGGCCAAUGUUUAAAGAUUUAGGGGGAAUGUGUAGAGUGAUUGAGGAAUUAAAGAUGGAGGUUAUCGUGCCGUUGUAUCAUCCACAUCUGCCACGCCGCCUCGGAGUCAAACCUAUGGCGGGGAUUUUAUUGCACGGGCCACCAGGUUGUGGGAAGACAAAGUUGGCUCAUGCCAUUGCUAACGAGACCGGAAUUCCAUUUUACAAAAUUUCCGCGACUGAAUUGGUUUCUGGAGUUUCAGGUGCAUCAGAAGAAAAUAUUCGAGACUUGUUCUCAAAAGCAUACAGGACAGCACCAUCUAUCGUCUUCAUCGAUGAAAUUGAUGCAAUUGCUUCAAAAAGGGAAAAUCUGCAGAGGGAAAUGGAGCGGCGCAUUGUGACACAGUUGAUGACAUGCAUGGACGAAUCAAACAGGCUUGUAAAACCUGUUGACAACGAUGCAGAUUCUGAAAAUUCUGGUUCCAGACCUGGCUACGUGCUUGUAAUUGGAGCAACUAACAGACCCGAUGCUGUUGACUCUGCCUUAAGGAGGCCUGGAAGAUUUGAUCGUGAAAUUGUUUUAGGUGUUCCAGACGAAAGUGCUCGGAUUGAAAUACUGUCUGUGCUGACUCACAACCUUAAAGUUGAAGGUGCUUUUGAUCUUGGGAAAAUAGCUAGGGCUACUCCGGGGUUUGUUGGAGCAGAUUUGGCAGCACUAGCCAACAAGGCUGGUAACCUUGCGAUGAAGAGAAUCAUAGACGAGAGAAAGGCUGAGUUUUUCAAAGAAUCUACAAGCAGGGACGGUAGUGAAGAUUGGUGGAGGCAACCAUGGUCAGACGAAGAAAUGGAGAAACUCAGCAUUACCAUGAAUGACUUUGAGGAAGCUGCUAAAAUGGUUCAACCUUCUUCUAGAAGGGAAGGAUUUUCUGCUAUACCAACUGAGAAAUGGGAUGAUGUUGGAGGUCUUAGUUUGCUCAGACAGGAGUUUGACAGCUAUAUAGUUAGACGUGUAAAGUUUCCUGAAGAGUAUGAGGAAUUUGGGGUGAAUUUGGAGACGGGAUUUUUACUUUAUGGGCCUCCAGGCUGCGGAAAGACAUUGAUUGCCAAAGCUGUUGCUAAUGAAGCGGGAGCUAAUUUUAUACAUAUCAAGGGCCCUGAGCUUCUGAACAAAUAUGUCGGUGAAAGUGAGUUGGCAGUGCGGACAAUAUUCAAUCGUGCUAGAACAUGUUCUCCAUGCAUCCUUUUCUUCGAUGAGGUGGAUGCAUUGACAACAAAGCGUGGUACAGAAGGGGGUUGGGUUGUUGAGCGGCUCUUGAACCAGCUUCUAAUAGAGCUAGACGGUGCAGAACAUAGACGGGGUGUUUAUGUGAUUGGCGCUACAAAUAGGCCCGAAGUCAUGGACCGGGCUUUGCUUCGGCCCGGAAGAUUUGGGAAGCUUAUGUAUGUUCCUCUCCCUACUCCAGAUGAAAGAGGAAUGAUUUUGAAAGCUCAUGCUCGGAAAAUGCCCAUAGAUGCCAAUGUGGACCUGAUAGCUCUUGGCAAAGACAGUGCGUGUGAAAAAUCUAGUGGCGCUGAUCUCAAAGCUCUGGUAAAUUCUCUAUCUUUUUGCCUUCGAUAUGGUGUAGCUAUUUAUUGUGCACAACAGUUACAGAUUCUAUGA